AUGAAAACAAUAACAUACUUACUGUUGCUACUCUCUCUUGUGGCCACAAUUACAUGCCAACAAGAACAAAUCACCGUAACCAUUCCACAAGGUUCCUACAUUGGUGUGUCCACCAAUAACCAAACUAAAUCCUUCCUUGGUGUCAGAUAUGCUCAAACCACAGAAGGAAUUAAUCGUUUCAGGCCACCAGUUUCAGUUUCCUCCAUGAAUUCAACUGCCAUCUUCAAUGCCACAUCCUUUGGCAACAUUUGUGUCCAAACUCCAGAUUCUAGCAUUACAUACACUGAACCACAAAGUGAAGAUUGUUUAUUCUUGAAUAUUUGGGCUCCAGUCGGUGCCUCACCAACAAAUCAAUAUCCAGUCAUGUUCUGGAUUCAUGGUGGAUCCUUCAUUCAUGGAACUGGUAAUAUCUAUGAUGGAGAACAUUGGGUAAAAACCUCAAUUGAGAAUAAUGUUCCAAUUGUCUUUGUGUCCAUCAAUUAUAGACUGGGAGUUUUUGGGUUCUUGGCUGAUGACUUGUUAAAAAGUGAAAACGGACUCACCAAUACAAACUUUGGAUUGUUGGAUCAAUUAGAAGCAUUGAAAUGGGUUCAAAGCAAUAUUGCUAAUUUUGGAGGUAAUCCAAGUCAAAUUACCAUUUCCGGAGAAAGUGCUGGAGGAAUUAGUACUUUGGUUUUGCUUGCAAGUCCUCUUUUGAGUCAAGUUCCUGUUACUUCUGCUAUCGUUCAAAGUGGGUCCUCUUUGAAAUGGCUAAUGCAAACAAGUACUGUAACUGCUCUUGCUGCUGGUUCAAAUUUGAAAACAAAUUUCAAUUGUUCAACAUUGGAAUGUUUGAGAAAUAUAACAGUUGAUAGUUUAAUUACCUAUCAAGCUGCCAAGGCACCAACUGCAUUCACUGUAACUUUCGAUAAUUAUGUCAUUACAAACAAUACGUAUGAUGUAAUUGACAAUAACAAGUUUACCAUGGUCAACUUGUUGAUAGGUGCCACAAGGAAUGAAAUGGGCUAUUUUACUUGUAGUUCUUUUCCUUCAAAUAUUACUGCAUAUCAAAUGCAACUCGCAUUCAGUUCAUAUUUUGGAGCUACAAAGACAGUUCAAUUCUUCCCUCAAUUGUCCAAUUAUUACAACAUUUCAAAUUAUCAAGAUAACCUUGCCUAUUUCAAUGAUGUUCUAACACAAGCUGCUGUUCAAUGUAAUGCAAGAUAUCUAGCUGCUUCCUUCUCCAAAAAGUCUUCUUUGAAUGCCUAUUUCUAUAUCUAUGAUCAUUACUUUCCCUUCUCAACAUCAUGUCAAAAGAGCAUGCACGCUAUUGAAAUUCCAAUCCAAUUUCCUUCAAUAUUCAAACAUAUGAAAGGAGCUGAGGCUUACUCACUCACUGCUUCUGAAUUGGAGCUCUCAAGACAAGUAAUUGUUUAUUGGUCUAAUUUUGUGUCGAGUGGAAAUCCAAAUAGAAACAAUUCAGGAACGAAUUUGAGAACUAACCAAACUACAUGGAAUUCCUACUCUACUUGUUCUGAUAAUUAUCUUGUUAUUCAAAGUGGAUCAAACUAUGAAUCUUCAGAAAUACUUGGAAAGACAUGUCCUUUCUGGAACGUGUAUGAUGAGGUUCCAAUAAUUCCAUGUGUCACUCCUGCUUCUUCAAAUUCUACACCAAUUGUAGUGACAUCAACUGUACUCCCAAAGAAUUCUACAAGGGUUAAUGGAGUUGGUUCAUUGUUGUCUGUUUGGUUGGCUUUGUGCUUUGCUUCCUUAAUGAUCUUGUUUCAAUAA
Naegleria gruberi is the source of this 1770-nucleotide messenger RNA. RefSeq lists its product as uncharacterized. The coding region runs from base 1 to 1770 and encodes 589 amino acids. The record is from RefSeq and is a predicted model, not a curated record. The transcript has a single exon. NCBI's taxonomy places the organism in Eukaryota, Heterolobosea, Eutetramitea, Acrasida, Naegleriidae.